GCCACUCGCUCAACCUUUACAUAAUCUGAUUUAGUUGCGCAUCGAACCGUCGUGCAUUUCUCACAGUCGCGAUGUUUCGUGUGUCUCGUCUCGCGCGUUGUGCUGCGUCGACCACGACGACCUUCUCGUUCAGCGAUAAGAUGCAGAAGCUGCAGGCGGACCCCGACCACGCUUUAAACGGAAGAGACUACCGCUUUAUGCGAGAGCGUCUGGAGGAGUACCGCAAACUGCAGCAGACGUACGCGGUGAAGCAGACAGAGGUGGAGCGGGCGAAGAAGGCGGCAAAUAUGUGCGGUCUCGAGUUCACCGGCAAGGGCCCCCGCAAGAGUCCAACGUGCCCCAAGACGGAGAAGGCGUAG
Messenger RNA from Leptomonas pyrrhocoris, 359 nucleotides. RefSeq lists its product as hypothetical. The transcript has a single exon. The coding region runs from base 72 to 359 and encodes 95 amino acids. NCBI's taxonomy places the organism in Eukaryota, Euglenozoa, Kinetoplastea, Trypanosomatida, Trypanosomatidae. The record is from RefSeq and is a predicted model, not a curated record.